UCCCGCUCGGCUCUUCACUUAGGGGCACGGCAGGCGCCCACUCCUAGUCCGGACGCUUUAGGUCGCCUUUCCCGCACGCGGACGCGAGUACACGCUCCGCUCAUCUCGCCGUUCCUUCCCGUUUGGCCCCUGACCCGCUCCUUCAACCCUUCGAGUCUCCCCGGGGAACGACAUGACUGUCUGCAAUGAUACAUCCUGACAAGAAGUUGAUACCAGAGAAGGAAAAGAAAUUGACAGCUUGUGAACAGAAUCUUAAACAACCAGGAUUUUGUAUUUAUUACUUCUAACUAUAGACUUCUGUUGCCACUUUUAAAUUAGCAGAACUUCCAGAACUUGGACAAAGAUAAUUUCUUCUGGUUUUUGUUUGUUUGUUUUCUCUUUUUCCUUUUUCUUUUCCUUUUUUUUUCUUUUUUUUAAUUUGAUCGUGAGAAAACUGCAAUGUCUAGGAAACAAAGCCAGAAAGAUUCAUCAGGAUUCAUUUUUGAUCUGCAGUCUAAUACUGUACUGGCCCAGGGAGGAACCUUUGAGAACAUGAAGGAAAAGAUAAACGCGGUGCGUGCGAUCGUUCCCAAUAAGAGCAACAACGAGAUCAUCCUGGUCUUGCAGCACUUUGACAACUGCGUGGACAAAACAGUGCAAGCGUUCAUGGAAGGUAGUGCCAGUGAAGUACUCAAAGAAUGGAUAGUAACCGGCAAAAAAAAGAACAAAAAGAAGAAAAGCAAGCCAAAACCUGCAUCAGAAGCAAGUAGCAGUGCCCCAGACUCCAGUAAGUCAGCACCUGUUCAGGAGGAGCAGCCUGCAUCUUCAGAGAAAGGCAGUAUCAAUGGUUACCAUGUAAACGGUGCCAUCAACGACGCUGAGUCUGCUGACUCACUGAGCGAAGGUCUGGAGACGCUGUCAGUAGAUGCCAGAGAACUGGAAGAUCCUGAGUUUGCCACAGCAGACACACUGGACAGAACUGGAUCUGUGCUGGAGAAUGGUGUCUCUGACUUUGAGCCCAAAUCUUUGACUGCGCACUCUAUCUCGAAUGUCCAGCAAUCCCGGAACUCUGCCAAAUCUCUCUCCAGAGCCACCACAGGAACACAGGCUUCAAAUCUGGGAAUGGAGAAUGUUCCUCUCUCUUCCACCAAUAAAAAACUAGGUUCUAAUAUUGAGAAAUCGGUGAAAGACCUCCAGCGCUGCACUGUUUCUCUUGCGAGGUACCGAGUUGUCGUUAAAGAAGAGAUGGAUGCGUCCAUUAAGAAAAUGAAACAAGCUUUUGCUGAACUGCAGAGCUGUUUAAUGGAUCGAGAAGUGGCGCUGCUUGCUGAGAUGGAUAAAGUGAAAGCUGAAGCAAUGGAAAUCUUGCUCAGCCGGCAGAAGAAAGCAGAGCUUCUGAAGAAGAUGACAGAUGUGGCCGUUCGGAUGUCAGAGGAGCAGUUGAUUGAACUCAGGGCCGACAUCAAGCACUUUGUUAGUGAGCGUAAAUAUGACGAAGAUCUUGGAAGAGUAGCCCGGUUCACCUGUGAUGUGGAGACUCUGAAACAGAGUAUCGAUUCAUUUGGACAAGUGUCUCAUCCAAAGAACAGCUAUUCAACCCGAUCCCGCUGCAGCUUGCUGGCCCCUGGGUCCUUGGCCGGCCCAAGUGAUGGGUCUGCUACCUCCCCGCCUGAUGCCCCUGCUCCCAGCCUCCCAGGGGCUGACAAGAGGAACUGUGCCCCAAGAGAGGCUUCUGCAGCCGUGACGAACUCCAGCGACAGCAACCGGCCCUGCCAGGCUCACCGGGAGGUAUUUUCAGGCCACAGGAGAGGAGGACAAGGCCACAGGCCACAGAGCCAAGAGACCGCUGACCCCCCAAACCAAGGGCGCCGUGACAAUGCGGGUCGGUACAAAAACAGCUCGUGGUAUUCUUCUGGGCCCAGGUAUCAGGGUGUUCCGCCUCAAGCCCCAGGAAACGCCGGGGAGUGGAGCCGCCAUUACCCUGCAGGGAGCAAUGGACCUGGAGCCAGCUCGGAGCCCAGCCCAGCCAAGCCUUCAUUCAAAAAGGGGCUCCCACAGCGCAGACCAAGGGCCUCUCAGGCUGAAGCCUUGAACUCUUGAGGGGAAUUCCAGUUGGCCUCUCUUCUUUCCCAUCCAGUUCAACCUAAUAACUGGACCUAAGGAAAUGUAUACUUAGAUUUAAUAACAAAAAGAAAUUUAUGCAUAUCUCUUUGGGCCAUCCUAAAUAUUUUUGAUUUCUUCUCUCCUUAAUUUUUGAAUGAAAGCUGUUUUCCCUUGGCCUCCCAGUGACGUGGACUCUGCUUGGUUGCUGCCACCAGGAGCCAGGGCAGCAAAUGACAGUUUUCCCAAAGGUGAGCAGCCUUGUCCCCAGCACUCCUGGCCUUUGUCUGCCUACCACAGAGGCUCUCAGGAGGAAGAAUGUCACCACUAGUCCCGUGUCCCGUCCAUUCAAAGCAGAUGCCACAGGUGCCUGCCAGGUUCCCACUAGUGGACAGUUUGAGUGGGGUAGGAAUAAGGGAUUUUAUACAAUCCUGGGUCAGCCAGAAAAGGGAAAUGUGUGUUAGUUCGUGAGACAGAGAGAGCACGGGGAAGAUCUGACGACAACCUGCCUCUGUCUGGAAUGUGCCUGAGAUCUGACACCUAAGUCAGGGUUUCCGUCCUAUGCUUGGCACACUGUACCUUAACCUGCAGUUUCUUCCAAAUGCCCACAGCCUUGUUUCCUCUUACCUUAGGCUGAAACCUGGUCUAAGGAAGUCUAUUGGAAAGUAGCAUUUUAAGUUUUUUAAAAGAAAAAAUGUUUUUCUUUGUUUCAGUGUUUGGAGAUUUUCUUUGUUGUUCUCCUUCCCUUUCCUGAAUCCUGUUAUGAACCAAUUUUAUAUAAUAUAAUUAGUGUUAAUCUAA
Molecule: messenger RNA, 2880 nt
Organism: Apodemus sylvaticus (European woodmouse)
Lineage: Eukaryota; Metazoa; Chordata; Mammalia; Rodentia; Muridae
Gene: Spats2
Product: spermatogenesis associated serine rich 2
Exons: 13
Coding region: 439-2079 (546 amino acids)
Cellular component (GO): cytoplasm
Molecular function (GO): protein binding
Source: RefSeq, a predicted model, not a curated record